Messenger RNA from Prunus armeniaca (apricot), 459 nucleotides. The record is from the annotation of a GenBank genome assembly. NCBI's taxonomy places the organism in Eukaryota, Viridiplantae, Streptophyta, Magnoliopsida, Rosales, Rosaceae.
AUGGGUCCGACGGUAGUCUUGAACGAGACGCCACUCCAUGAGACAUCGGCAUUGGAUUCACCUAUGGAUUCCCCGAUGAGUCAAGACUCACCUAUCGAAAAGGAGCCGAUGCCUAUUGGGAGGAAGGCGGCGAAGGCGAAAAGAGGGAGUAAUUCUACCAAGAAUGCAUCUAAAUUUUUGGAGGAAAUUUCAAAGAUGCAAGCCAUGAGAAUUGAAAUGGACAUGAAACAACAAGAGCACGAUAGGGCAAUUGAUGUAGAAUAUGCAAAAGAAAGGGAGUAUGUACGCCAAGAAAAGAUUGAAAAAAAGGAUCGGGAAACCAUGGCCAUGGAUACAAGCUAUAUGUCCCUUGAAACAAAACAAUUUUGGAAGCUAGAACAAAGGGAUGUUAUGAGACAAAGACUUUUUCGUGACGAUGUUCCUAGCAACACGGAUUGGUUAAAUGAUCAAAACCAUUAA